CAGAACCAAGUUGAUUAUAACAGCUAUUCUGUAUUGAAAUCAUGCCUUUUGUAUCUAAUAUUUAUUACCCAUUUCCGCUGCCUACAUCUCGACAUUAUUGGAUAGAUAUGCCAGGUUCCACGUUUCCUGUGAACUUCCAGCGCACCUGUGAUCUUUCGGGCAGCAUGCUAGCCAACCCUUCUGUAAUCCCAGCCUUUAAAUUCCAGCUGCGGCGAGAAACCAUUGACUGGAGGCGAUUCAGUGCCAUUGAUGUGGAACGGGUAACUCGUGAGCUGGAUAUUGGCGCUCUUCAGGAAAAUAUCAAUGGUGUCACCUUUUGUAACCUUGAUGCAGAAAAGUGCCCCUAUUGUCAGCAGCCAGUAGACCCUGUUCUCCUUAAGGUUCUGAAGAUGGCCCAACUGACCAUCGAAUAUUUGUUGCACUCUCAGGAGUUCUUAAGUAUGAACUUGGCACUCCAGGAGGAGCAGCACCAGGCAGUCCUUGAAGACUGCAAGCGUAUCAAGUAUGACCUGGAUAAGCAAGCAGAAGAAUUAAAGGGGGUGAAGGAAGAGAGCAGGAAACGGAAAAAAAUGAUUGCCACCCAACAGCUGCUCUUGCAAGCUGGAGCCAACAACUACCACAAGUGCCAGCUCUGUGACAAGACUUUCAUGAAUUAUUCCUUUCUACAAGGCCACAUGGAGCGUAGGCAUCCUGAGGCCACUGCACUUGAGAAAUCGAAGAAGAAACAGGUGCAGCAAAUGGAAAGUGAGAUUGAAGAACUGAAGGUCAAGUUGAAGGAGACCCAUGUCCAGCUGGAGGCUGAGAGUCAGCAAAGGGUUCAGGAAGCAGAGCGUCUUCGUCAAAGGGAAGAUGAGGAAAGGAGAAAGUUUGAAAGAUGGAAGGAAGAGGAGAGAGCAAAGUUUCACACAGAAAUGGAAGAGCUGAGGCAACUUUUCCUCACGGAAAUCAAGGACUUUUCCAACAAAAAUUCUGCCUUGGAAGGAAAACUUCAGGAACUACAAGUCAAGAAUGCAGUAGCCUCACAUCUUGGGACAUUGCAAGAUGAUGAUUCUUUUGAGAAACAACAGUGGACUAAGACUCAGAAAGAAUUACAAGGGAUGAAGGCAAGGAUUGAACAACAGAAAACCGAGUGGGAGUGGAAACUUGGGAAAUUUCAGAAAGAGAAGGAGAAGGAGAAAGAAAAACUGAAGAACGAGAAUGAAAAACUGAAGGCUUCCUUGUCUUCUGACCAAUGGAAAAUGGCUGAAUAUAACAAGAAACAACUUGCUUCCCUUACCACACAACUCAGAAAGCAAGCCGGUGUCAUCCAAUCUCAGGAGAAUACAAUUAAGCUUCUGACUUCCAGCAAACCCAGAGAAAUCCAACAGGUACCCAAGACAGAAAAGCUGGAAGAAUCUAGCGAAGAAGAACUAGAUGAUACUUUGGACAGGAAGAAUAGAGUUCUGGAAACACUGCGGAAGGAUCCCAAUUUGUUGAAGCAAUUCCGGCCAGAUCUGGAAGAGAUACUUGAACAUAAACUGGAGACCAUGGGAGUGAAACGAGGUACAAAAGGUAUCCCAGCUCAAACCUAUAAACAUUUAAGAACUUUGAUUAAAAAACAGCAGCAGCAGAAGUCUAAAACAUUUCCAGGUCUGCUAAACUUGAGAGAUAAACUUGAAAAAGAAGUGCAGAAGAAAGUGGUUCAGAAGGAUGAAGAGAAUAUGUCCUUGCUGUUUUCUCCAAUCUUAGAAAAAACCCAAAGAGACCAGCAUUUUCCACUCCAGGUUACACCUUUGAAGAUUGGAACACACCCAGUGGAAGUACAAUAUUAUGCCCUGGACACACCCAAACCAGCUCCUCGGAGCAAAGUUAGUUCCAUGACUAGUUCAAUAGAGAUUCCAAAGGUACCAUCUCCAAAUCAAAUUAGAAGCAGUUCACCUUCUCUUCAACAAUCUGCUGUCCACUUCCCCAGUACUUCACCUUUCAGCUCUGAGACUGAAGAGUCUGAGGAACAAACAAACAUGAGCUCUCCAAAACACACAUCCCUCAAGGCAGAACCAAAACAGAGCAAACCUGUUCCCAGAGCAGCACAGGUGGAAGAGAGUGAGUGGGAUUCAUCUGACACAGACUUUUCUAAAGAGAAAAUUGGUACAGGAAAGAGUUCCUCAGUUGUAGCAGGAAUUCAUUCAGAAACACUAGUGCAGUCAAUGGCUAAAAAUCUGGAGAAGAAACUCAACAUACCUGGAAAGAAGCCUCCAGGUGGCGUGAAGCUCUUUGCCAUCCAAAGCAAAGAAGAUGCUAAAACCAAUCAUCCCACAAAAAAGCUUCAGUUUGCCUAUGAGGAGGAUAGUGACUUAGAGAUUUCUUCCUUGGAGGAAAUCAGCCAGCACCUGGAACCUGAAACUAAGAUAAAGAAGCUGCAAGGGCCAAAAGUUAGUGGGAGCUCCACUGCAUUGCGGGGCACCAGUAUCUGGACUUCCAGCAGCACAAAGACUGGGGCCUGGUGAUUCUCAUGGUUAAAUGAGUACAGAACCUAGCGGAGAUGGAAGAGCAUCCCAUGACAGAGAAAUCAGACUAAAUUUGAUAAUGAACAAAAACACAGCACCAAAAACCGAAAGUAUCACAUUCAAGGUUCUAGGUAUAAAGUUUCAAAGAAAACAUUUAAUUAACACGAGGUCUUCUAGUGCGCCUCAGGAGAAGGAAAAGACUGGUUUAUUCUUUUGCUGAAAGUCAAUCUUGACAUGACAUUAUAAAUUAAUUUUUGUCCAGAAGACACAAGCGUGAUUCUCAUAUCAUGCACAACCACAAUGUUGUGCACUUGGAUCUGACUUAGUGCAGUACGUGAACCCAGCCUUCAUGUACCAUUGGAUAUGAUUUAGCAUUAUAUUACUAAAACAAAACA
This is a messenger RNA of Protobothrops mucrosquamatus (brown spotted pit viper), 2881 nucleotides long. It is a transcript of the gene DZIP1L, whose product is annotated as DAZ interacting zinc finger protein 1 like. The transcript has 16 exons. The record is from RefSeq and is a predicted model, not a curated record. Bases 42 to 2486 code for a protein of 814 amino acids. Gene Ontology annotation, biological process: cilium assembly. Lineage: Eukaryota; Metazoa; Chordata; Lepidosauria; Squamata; Viperidae. Gene Ontology annotation, cellular component: cytoplasm; ciliary basal body.